ACUCCGCUCGAGCGCAUGCAAAUAGGAAGUAUCGGUUGCUAUAAAAGGCGGCCUCCUCCGAGGCCAUCUCCACGCCAAAGCCGUUCGGGCCGUCCUCUACUCCCCGUUUUCUUGGUUCGUUUCUGGCUUUCCCUCAAAAUGACGGUCAUCGUACCUGAGCCUGUUCAUGGGGCGGAGGAAGAGAAGAAGGUGAGCAAGGAUGAGUCGUCCACGCAAAUGCGGAUGAAUCUGGUUCUUGACGGAGGUUUCGUGGUGCCGGAGAACAACGCGUUUGGAAACUCCUUCAGAGAUUACGACAGGGAGAGCGAAAGGAAGGCGAUUGUAGAGAACUUCUACAGAAAGAACCACAUCUACCAGACUUAUGAAUUCGCCAACAAGAAGAAGGCCGAGUUUGCAGAGCUGGACAGAGCAGUAAUGGGCAUCUGGGAAUGCUGUGAGCUCCUUCACAACUAUGUUGAUGAGAGUGACCCUGAUCUCGACGAGCCACAGAUUGAGCAUCUUCUUCAAACAGCAGAAGCCAUCCGAAGAGAUUAUCCUGAUGAAGAUUGGCUUCAUCUCACUGCACUUAUUCAUGAUCUUGGAAAGGUGAUGCUUCAUCCUACCUUUGGCGAACAGCCGCAAUGGUGUGUUGUUGGUGAUACUUAUCCACUUGGGUGUGCUUUUGAUGAGAACAUAGUCUACUCCAAGUACUUCAAGGAGAACCCGGACUAUAACCAUCCUGUCUACAGCACAAAGCUUGGUGUAUACACAGAGAACUGUGGCCUUGAUAAGGUCACCAUGACAUGGGGCCACGACGAGUACAUGUACUGGGUGGCGAAGCAGAACAACACCAGAUUGCCACCAGAAGCUCUUUUCAUCAUCAGGUUCCACUCAUUCUAUGCAAUGCACCGGAGUGGAGGAUACAGAUAUCUCAUGAAUGAUGAAGACAAGGAGAUGCUUAAAUGGGUCCUCAUAUUCAACAAAUAUGAUCUUUAUAGCAAGAGCAAAGUGAAGGUCAACCUCGAGGAUGUCAAGCCCUAUUACCAGUCAUUAAUUGAUAAGUAUUUCCCGGAAAAACUCCGAUGGUGAGAGGAAAGAUCCGAGCGGUGAUGGUGACACGGGGAUUUGGUUUUCAUGUUUGCUUUCUGUCUUCGCGUUUGAGCUCCUAAAAAUUUGAUUUGUUUGGCGGAUGGGCUCAUGAAAUAAAAGGUCUUCUGAUAUCGUUUCUUGUGCA
This is a messenger RNA of Nymphaea colorata (pocket water lily), 1213 nucleotides long. Its product is annotated as probable inositol oxygenase. Gene Ontology annotation, molecular function: iron ion binding; inositol oxygenase activity. Gene Ontology annotation, cellular component: cytoplasm. The coding region runs from base 16 to 1068 and encodes 350 amino acids. The record is from RefSeq and is a predicted model, not a curated record. Gene Ontology annotation, biological process: inositol catabolic process. The transcript has 12 exons. Lineage: Eukaryota; Viridiplantae; Streptophyta; Magnoliopsida; Nymphaeales; Nymphaeaceae.